GAGAGAGAGAGAGAGAGAGAGAGAGAGAGAGAGAGAGAGAGAGAGAGAGAGAGAGAGAGAGGAGGAGGAGGAAGAGGGACAGAGUGAAGUGACCCGCUGGUUCUUACGGACCGCCGUCGAUCCGCGCCGAGUCUCUCCCAGGAAUACACCGAUCACGGAAGUCUUCCCCGUCGGUUAGGCGCGCGCGUGUCGUGAACGAGAACAAGCAGACUUUGUAAAGGCGGAAAACAUGGACGGAUCGCCGGGGACCGACGGGAGCAGACGCACACCCGACGCGCUGCUCGCCGCCUUCACCGUCGCUCUGAAAGUCUUCAUCAUCCAGGCGUCUUCUCUUCACUUCUCCGAGGAGCCCCAGUCUCAGGACGCGUUACACGGACGCAGUGCUAUCCUGCGCUGUGAGCUCAGCGGCCCGCAGGACAUGCUCUUCUGGUGGACUCAGGACGGCCGUCGCGUGCAGGACUCGAACCGCCGCUUCCAGGAGGGCAGCAACCUGAAGUUCACGGCGGUGGACCGUCACGAAGACGUCGGUAGUUUCCAGUGUGUGGCGUCCAGCAGCUCCACCGGAGAGAGCCUGACCUCCGCCAACGCCUCCAUCAACAUCAAAUGGCUGGAGAGCGGGCCAAUUACAAUGAAUGAACCCGCCUCAGAGGCGGAGCUAGAGGAGGCUGAGCGAAUCGUGCUGCAGUGUCACAUUGAUGGACAUCCACGGCCGAGCAGUAAAUGGUUCAAAGAUGGAGGUCAGCUGGACAGAAAGGACCGGAUCUUGACGCUGACCAAUCUCAGCACCGGGGAUUCUGGGAUAUACUCCUGCUGUGCUCAGAAUGCUGCUGGGAAAGUGUGCAGUAACAACAACAUCACCCUCAAUAUUUUUGAUAAGUCUGUUCCUCGUGUGCUGGUGGCUCCGGUGGAUCAGGUGGUUCUGCGUAACGAGGAGGCCGUGUUUCACUGUCAGUUCAGAGCCAAGCCGCCGCCGCGGAUCGACUGGUUCCACGACGCAGAACCCAUCAACAAAUCACAGGUUGUGGUGUAUGCUAACGGCACGCUGCACAUCAGUCAGGUGCAGCAGCGGAGCACAGGUGUGUAUAAAUGUGUGGCUCAGUACGGAGAAAACAAACAAGUACAUGUGGAGGCAGUGCUCAGGAUCGCAGAGAUCGGGGACAUGGGCGGGCGUCUGCUGCGUGUGUUCUCUGCGGGCCGGAGCAGGCGUGUGCGCUGUGACCCUCCUCGGGGUCAGCCGGAGCCUCAGGUGUGGUGGGAGCGCGCUGGAGCUCGGGUGGGCUCUGAGGGUCGAGUCUAUCAGAGAGACGGAGAUCUGAUCUUCAGCCCCGCAAACAGAUCAGACUCGGGACUCUACACGUGUGUCGCUCGCAACACAGCCGGUCAGAAGCAGCAGGAGCUCCUCGUCACCGUAGCCACCUCUCCGGAGUGGAUCGUCCGUCCUCAGGACACACACGUGGAGGAGGGUCAGCCGGGGUUUCUUCACUGUCAGGCUCUGUCCACUCCUGAGCCGCGGGUCACAUGGUACCGCAAGAGCGCGGCGAUCAGUGAGGAGGGCUCUCGUUAUAAGCUCUUCUCUAACGGGACUCUGAGGAUCAACAGCGCUGAGGUGAACGACGCUCAGACGUACAGCUGUGUGUGUGUGACGGAGGCCGGGUCACUCACCGGACACGCACGGGUUCACAUUCUGGACGGCGCUGAUCUCCCGUCUCACGUCAGUCAGAUGGACGGAGUUCUGCUCUUCAGGACAGUGACCCGUGCCGAUGGAGGAAACUACACCUGUGUGGCGUCCAGCAGCUCCUCAGGAGAGAGUGACCUCUCUCCUCUCUCGCUCCACUGGAUGCUCUCUCUCUCAGACUUCUCUCUCAGCAGCAGCUCCAGCAGGUUUCAGAAGAUGCCCAACGGCUCUCUGGUCAUUAGUGAGGUGAGCACCGAGGACACAGGUAUCUACACCUGCGUCGCUGGAAACAUCUGCAGCAUCAGAGACACGGCAGCACAGCUCUACGUCGUCGAGAAGCCUGUGCACCCACGCACUGAAGAUGAGGAUAAGAGUCAGUUUAAGAUGUUCCAGACGAUCGCGCUGUCGGUGGCCGUGGCCGUGGCGUACAUCAUCGCUGUGCUGGGACUGAUGUUCUACUGCAAACAGAGACGCAAGAACAAACGUCUUCAGAAGAACAGCGCUGGAGAAGAGCCUGAGAUGGAGUGUCUGAACGGCGGCGCUGUCCAGCUGAACGGCCACAGGAUGUCUGAGAUCCGUGAAGAAGUGGCUUUAACCACUAUUGGACCUUCAGCCAACUCCGAGAAACAGCAGAGCUGCGGUGAUAAGCUACACUUUCCCAGAGCGCACCUGCAGACCAUCACUACACUGGGUCGUGGGGUGUUUGGCGAGGUGUUUCUGGCUAAAGCGAGGUCGAUAGAGCAGGCAGAGACCGAGACGCUGGUGCUGGUCAAGAGUUUAGAGAGCAGCGAGGAAACGCACCGAAGCGAGUUCAGACGAGAGCUGGAGAUGUUCAGCAGACUCCAUCACCCUCACGUCGUACGACUGCUGGGGAUCUGCAGAGAAAGCCAGCCACAUUACAUGAUCCUGGAAUACGUGGAUCUGGGCGAUCUCAAACAGUUUCUCAGGAUAUCAAAAAGCAGCGACGAGAAACUCAAGCCGCAUCCCAUCAGCACUAAAACUAAAGUCUCUAUCUGUGCUCAGGUGGCUCACGGGAUGCAGCACUUAUCAAACAAGGGUUUUGUGCAUAAAGACCUGGCGGCCAGGAACUGCCUGAUCAGCGGCCAGAGACACGUCAAGGUGUCUGCUCUCGGUCUCAGCAAAGACGUGUAUAACAGCGAGUACUACGAGCACAGGCAGGUCUGGAUCCCGCUGCGCUGGCUGGCGUCUGAGGGUGUGUUUGAGGGAGAGUUCUCCGGCAGGACGGACGUCUGGGCGUUCGGGGUGCUGAUGUGGGAGGUGUUCAGUCUGGGAGAGCUGCCCUACCUGGCUCUCAGUGACCAGCAGGUGCUGGAAGGUCUCCAGGCUGGUACUCUGCGCUUGUCUCCUCCAGCGAAGUGUCCUGCUCACGUCUGCAGUCUGAUGAGCCGCUGCUGGGCGUCCAGCCCUAAAGAACGGCCCACGUUCAGCGAGAUCCUUCAGAUUCUGACCGAUUCUCCCACAGACACCAAAGUCUAGAGGAUCACGGCUGCAAUCAGAGACUCUGUCACACACAUUUCAGACGUGAGAGUCUGCUUCGAGACCCGCUCAGGAUCAAACUGUCCCAUUACUGAUCUGUUUACACUUCUGUAGAAGCUCCUUCCUCUCGCCGGAGCCUCAGGGACCCCGAGGAUGACCUUUGACCUCUGCAGCGCAGGACAAUCGCAGAUCCAUCAGGUUACAGACGCAGGAGGAGGUACUGCACACACAUGAUGCUGGAAUCACGUCACGCCUGCGGCUCUCGUCACGCACUGGAACCAGUGCAUGCAGUCGAGUGUGUGUGUGUGUGUGUGUGUGUGUGUGUGCGCGUGUGUGUGUGUGUGUGUGCGCGCGCGCGUGCGUGUGUGUGUGUGUGUGUGUGUUUUACAGGUUGAUGUUAUGUCACGAAACAUUAGUGGAGUUCAGUCAGAGAUUAUUGAUGCAGUCAGAGAUUGACAUACAACUAUAUAAUACAAUAUUAACAAAUAUUCACUAAUUAACCUGUGUGUGUGUGAGAAGAGAGAUAGUUCUUAGUGAUGAUAUGAUCUUGAUGUUUCUCAGAGGUGCUCACAGGUCAGCUGACUGUGUUACUGUAAUAAAUAAAUAUGCAACGCCUCAGAUUCUAAGCCAUGAUUAAUUCCCCGCUCACUAUCCGUCUCCUCGAAUCCUUCUGGAGACAAACACACCUGAUAAACUGAAACGAUGUAUGGAUUACGCUUCAAACUUAAGAUGUCAUGUUAGAUCAGUGGUUCUCAACCGGGUCCAGUAGGAGGCCUCAAACACAUUAUUUAAAAUAAGAUGAAAUAAGCAAGAAUUUUUUUAUAUUACAAUUGUUUUAUAUAUAUGAGGUAUCCUGAUUUUAAAAGUGAUUUCUAGAGCUGGAAAAUGCCAUGAAAAUGAAUCAAAUGUUAAAAUACCACGGGCAUUUUAAUAACAAAUACACAUUUAAAAAAAAACUAAGACAUAAUCCUGAUCCAGUGAAUCGCAAAUGACUGAAAAAGUCACAUAAAUUCAUUGGUUUGAAACAUUUAGGUCCUAAAAGCUCUGGGAUGGAGAGAACCAGGAGUGAAGGAAAACAGCAGAUAUUAUAGAGACUGGACUGGAGAAGCGCUGCUGUGAGGUUAUGAUGAAGGCUUUGUGUCUCUUUGGUUUUAAUGUGGCCAGUGUUGUAGAAACACACCCCGGACUGUCUUCAUCAGGUGAUCAGAUAAAAGAACAGGUCAAUUUUGACUUUUACAAAUAAAAGUGCCUAGAACAUGAAGGACUUAUUUGCUGUUUUUUUUUUUGCAGUAUCUUUUGUAAUGCGGUUAAUGCUUGUUUUUAUAUACUCUUUUCAUAUGCAUUAUUAUUAUUGUUGUUGUUGUUGUUAUUUGUUUUAAUCUCUGUGAUCAUCAUCACUGUCUGUUCAUGGUUAUUUUUAAGGCAGGCUCUCUUUUAUAUUCUGCUUUAUAAAGGUCACAGUAAUCCAGAUGUAAUGCUGCUCUCAUUAAACAGUCAUGUUUUAACAGCG
Messenger RNA from Puntigrus tetrazona (Sumatra barb), 4682 nucleotides. It is a transcript of the gene ptk7b, whose product is annotated as protein tyrosine kinase 7b. Bases 230 to 3172 code for a protein of 980 amino acids. The record is from RefSeq and is a predicted model, not a curated record. NCBI's taxonomy places the organism in Eukaryota, Metazoa, Chordata, Actinopteri, Cypriniformes, Cyprinidae. The transcript has 19 exons. Gene Ontology annotation, biological process: protein phosphorylation; homophilic cell-cell adhesion; synapse organization. Gene Ontology annotation, molecular function: axon guidance receptor activity; ATP binding; protein kinase activity. Gene Ontology annotation, cellular component: axon; plasma membrane; neuronal cell body.